AUGACUAAUCAAUUUUCAAAUACGAUGACUGGAUUAAAAUCAGCUGUUAGUAUUUCAUUUAUUGAUGAUAAAAGUGAUGAUAUAUCAAUAAAUAAAAUUCCUCAAAAAAAUUAUUCAUCAUCAUUACUUAAUAUUCCAUCUAAAAAUAAAUCGACUAAUAAAAUUCAUUCAUUAAAUGCAUGUUUAGAAAAACAUAUAUGUCAAUUAUGUGGUUCAAUAUUGUCGAAUGGUAUAUGUGCAUGCAUUGUUCAGUAUUUGCUAAAAUUAAACAAGACUAAAGAAAAUAGUAUUCUCGUUCAACUCCAUGACAUAUUUGAGAAUCUUACGAGUAACAAUAUAAUCACGUAA
Messenger RNA from Rotaria sp. Silwood2, 348 nucleotides. NCBI's taxonomy places the organism in Eukaryota, Metazoa, Rotifera, Eurotatoria, Philodinida, Philodinidae. The record is from the annotation of a GenBank genome assembly.